Cladocopium goreaui is the source of this 7194-nucleotide messenger RNA. The record is from the annotation of a GenBank genome assembly. NCBI's taxonomy places the organism in Eukaryota, Dinophyceae, Suessiales, Symbiodiniaceae.
AUGCACGCCGAUCGGCCUCUGUGGGUGCGUUACGACUUGGAAGCCGUCGGCAAGGCCGUCUCUCGCGAGCAACUCGUCGGCCGGCCAACCACGAUGUGGCGAUAUCGCGAGCUUCUGCCGCCAGAGCACGACGAAUCGAUUAUCUCCUUUGGUGAAGGGAUGAGCCCGACCAUCCCGUGUCCGCGGCUCGGCGAACACCUGGGGCUACGCGACCUGUGGGUGAAGGACGAAUCGCAGCUUCCCACCGGCAGCUUCAAGUCGCGUGGCCAGGCCGCCGCGAUCACGAUGUGCAAAGAGUUUGGCGUCAAUCGGGUGGCGAUCCCCACGGCCGGCAACGCCGGAGGGGCCAUGGCCGCCUACGCAGCGCGGGCCGGGAUGGAAGCGUUUGUUUUCAUGCCAGAAGACACGCCCCUGAUCAACCAGCGUGAAUGUUUGCUGGCCGGGGCGAAGACGUUCCUUGUGAACGGUCUCAUCACCGAUUGCGGGCGAAUCGUCCGCGAAGGCAAAGAGACCAUGGGUUGGUUCGACAUCUCGACGCUGAAGGAGCCCUACCGCAUUGAAGGCAAGAAGACGAUGGGUCUCGAGCUGGCCGAACAGUUCGAGUGGACGCUGCCCGACGUGAUUCUGUAUCCCACCGGCGGCGGCACCGGGCUCAUCGGCAUGUGGAAAGCCUUUGCUGAAUUGGCCACGCUCGGUUGGUUGAACACCGACAAACGCCCCCGGAUGGUAGCCGUUCAGUCGCGGGGUUGUGCCCCCAUCGUCAAAGCUUACGAAGCCGGCGAGCGAUUCGCAGAGCCCUUUGCCAACGCCCAGACCAUUGCCAGCGGAAUUCGGGUGCCGGCGGCCGUGGGCGAUUUCAUGAUUCUCGAUGCGGUUCGCGAAAGCGAGGGGCUUGCCAUCGCCGUCGACGAAGAUCAUCUUCGUCGGUGGAUGCAGUUGGGCACCUCGAAGGAGGGCAUUUCGUUCUGCCCCGAAACAGCCGCCUGUAUUGGGGCCGCAGAGCACCUCACGCAGACUGGGUGGAUCAGCCCCAACGAUCGGGUCGUGAUCUACAACACCGGAGCUGCUCAAAAAUACCCGGAGGCCAUGGCCGCCGAACUUCCCAAGUUGGACCACACGCAACCGCUCGACUGGGAUCGAAUCGCCCGAGAUGUCAGCCGUGAGAUUCGUCUUCGUGAGAAUCCCGUGGGAAUGCCGACGGCCGAUACCUUCGAGUUGGCCGAAGUGCCGGUGCCGCAGCCGGGCAAUGGGGAGUUUCUCGUUCGCAACAUCUGGAUGUCGGUCGACCCCUACAUGCGGGGCCGGAUGAUGGGCGUGAAGACCUACGUCGAUCCGUUCGAGGUCGGCAAGCCGCUCAACGGUGGCUGCGUUGGGCAGGUUGUUGCAUCGAACAACGAGAAGUUCGCCGUGGGCGAUUACGUGAUGGGCAUGUUGGGCUGGCGUGAGCAUUGGGUCUCCUCCGGCAGCGAAGUCCGGAAGAUCGACGCGUCGCUGGCACCCAUUCAAGCUUACUUGGGCGUACUGGGAAUGCCCGGAAUGACCGCCUACGCGGGAAUGGUUCGCGUGGGCGAGGUUGCCGAAGGCGACACAGUGUUUGUUUCCGCCGCCGCAGGAGCGGUUGGUUCGGUGGUGUGCCAAAUCGCCAAGAACAAAGGUUGCCGCGUCGUGGGUAGCGCAGGCUCGCAAGAGAAGAUCGAUUGGCUGCGCGACGAAGCGGGCGUGGAUUAUGCCUUCAACUACAAAGAGGUCGAUAACCUUGCCAAGGAACUGGGCAAGGCCUGCCCCGACGGAAUCGAUUUGUAUUUCGAAAAUGUCGGCGGCGAUCACCUCGAAGCGGCCCUGGCCCGUAUGAACGACUUCGGCCGCGUAGUGGUGUGCGGCCUCAUCGAUCAGUACAACUCCCCCACGCCGCCUCCAGGCCCGCGAUCGUUUGUGAACAUCAUCCCCAAGCGGCUGAGAAUCCAAGGUUUCAUCGUUACCGAUCACCUCGAUAUCACCCCGCAGUUCUUUGGCGAGAUGGGCCCUUGGAUCGCGGCCGGUAAAAUGAAGUGGAAGGAAACCGUUGUCGAAGGUCUGGAAAAGGCCCCGGAGGCCUUCCUCGGGCUGUUCAAGGGCAACAACAUCGGGAAGAUGCUCGUGAAGUCGAUCGAAGAGCUGCAGCAUAUCAUCGACCGCAUCGGUUCGGAGAAGUCGCCGGUGGGGAUCGACGCCAAGCUCACGCACGCGAUCAUCAUCGAGUACCUCCGACAGAUCUCGGCCCGAGUCGAAGCCAUCGAGCGGCAUAUCAAUUCUCGCAGUCUUGGCCGGUUGCCUCGGAACACAAUCGGGCACGCGCGAAUCCUCUCCGUUGCACUUGUCGACAGGGAAGAGAGAAGAAUCAUGGCCCAAGCAAUCGUCGACCCGGACGAACUUCGCCGCUUCGCUCAAAGCCUCAAGCGUUUCACGAACGAACUGCAACAACACGGUUCGUCGCUCAACAGCCAGCUCAACACGCUGGGCAGCACGUGGCGCGAUCAAGAGCACACGAAGUUCGUCGAAGAAUUCGAGCAGCAUCUGAAAGUGCUCGCCCGAUUCACCGCCCUGCGGGUGGCCAUCCCUCGCUUUCAAGAAGAAGCCAGCGACGCGAUCGUCGCGCUGCAGCAGGAGAUCCACCGCUUUCUCGAUUGGCUUGAACACGACCAGUUGAAGUAUUGGUCUUACCAAAUGCGGAGGGCCAGCGAGAAGGUGGGCGAGGCAAGGGCCGAUCUCGAGCGGAAGCAAGUCAUCACCGUGGGUGGGGUAGCACCGCCGUGCUACGACGAGAAGCAAAUUCUCGCCCGGGCCAGGCAGCGCUAUCGCUACGCUGAGGAGAAGGUGGCCGAAAUCCGCCGUAUGCGCCGCGAGCUUGAGCACGAAGUUGCUGAGACCGAAGGACGCCUCACCACGUUGAGCGAUGCCCUGAUGGCCGAUGUACCCAAGGCCGCCGCAUUGCUCGACCGGAUGGUCACUUCGCUGCAGGCCUACGCCGAGAUUGGGAGUGAGAGCACAGAGGAGACAAGUUCGGCUGAGAGCGAUAUUGCCCAAAACAAGCUAGCGGCCGACGACAAUACUUCCCCGGACGACGCCCCGCAGGACGAGGGCGAGGUGCGGCUAGAAACCGAAGAACAUUGGAAGGAUGCCAACGGGCGGAACUUCUUCGAGAAUCACCUGAAUCCGCUGGAACCGAAGUGCAAUGCGGCCAUCAACUCGGUGAAUCACCUGGCCCAGGUGUUUGCCAAAAUCGAACAAGCUUGCGGAAUGAGUCAGCCACUUUCAAUCGACAGACAACGCGAGUUGAUUGCCGACUUGCAGCGUUCGAUUGCCCACAGGGCCGAGCUCGAGAACCAUCUCCGCCAGCAACGCGACGAUGCCCUGCAAACCGAAGAACGUCGCUACCAGAAAGCUACCGACGAUUUGGCCCACCGCUUCCGCAGCGUGAAGACGGCCACCGAGGCUGAGUAUGCGAACGUGGCUCGCAAGAUCGUCUCCCGCUUCGAGAGCGAUUCGCAAUCGAUCGACCGGCAAUACCAAACGGCGCGAUCCCGAACUGUCAGCCGUUUGAAGGCGGAGAAGGCCGACGCUAAACAGCGGCUGCAAGAGGCCCGCUGGGAAGCCGCCACGCUGUAUGAGGCCAACAAGCCGCUACCUCGUAAAGAACUGGCCGCGAAGAAGAACAAGCUUACGGCCGUCUCCCGCCAGGCCGGCGAGCUUCGCGAAUUGGCCAUCGACAUGCUGCGGCAGCGGUACAUGUGGUCCUCGAAACUCGAGCUGCCCAACUCAGAAGACCAGCCCACGGGCGAUGUGGACGAGUCUCUGUCGAUAGACGCGUUACUCGCCGAGGCCAGCGAAAGACUGGAAAGUUUGCGAGCCCAGCGACUGCCUAAGCUUUUCUCCGGUGCGGUGCCCUUCGUCGUUAUCCUUGCAAUUGGAAUUGCUCUCGCCGUUACCUCUGGGUCGCUGCUCGGCUGGUCGAACCUCAACUGGGUGUUUGUCAGCGGCGGAGGUACGAUCGUCGUUGCCGGGGUAUUGGGGGCCGUGUUGUUUCCUCGGGCCCGCAAGCAGUCGGCUACCGCCUAUGCAGAUCUGGCCGAAUCUUUGGGCCAACUGAAGACACUCAUCCGGAACACGGCCAAUCGAGCCGAAGAAGAGCGCAGUAAUCAAGAGGCCGGUAUCCUCAAGCGACGUGACGAUGCGGUUUCCGAUGCGGAAGAUGCCUACGCCCACGUGAAGUCGACGCUCAGCUACCAGCAGGAACGCGACCUGCAGCAAGCCAGCGAUACCCGACGUUCGCGAAUUAGCGAAGUUGAAAACCUUCGCGAGCGUGAACAAAGCGAAGCCGAUUCCAAGUACCCACAACUGCUGCGUGAGAUCGAAGAGCAGCGGGUCGCCGAGAUUGAAGAGACCGAACGAGCCCACCAAGAGCGGCUGGGAAAAAUCCAACACCACUUCCAAGAAGAGUGGGACCGGAUGCGUCAGCAAUGGUUCGAGGCCCUGGCCAACUUUCAGUCGGGCGCGGCCGAAAUGAACUCGCUGGCCAACGGCUAUUGCUACGAUUUCUCGGGCGACGUUCCCUGGCAGCCCCCGCAGCAAUACCCGCCGGGGCUGAAGUUCGGCGAGAUGAAUAUUGAUCUCACGCAGAUCAAGAACGGCAUUCCAGACGACCCAUGGCUGAAGCCCGACUUCACCAGGGCGACGCUUCCCGCGGUGGUUCCCUUCCCUGAGAAACCGUCGCUAUUGUUUCGCUGCCACGAUGCGGGUCGCGAAGUAGCAGUGCAGGCCCUGCAGGCGAUGAUGCUUCGCUUGCUCACGUCGUUGCCACCCGCCCAAUUGCGGUUCACGGUGAUCGAUCCGGUGGGACUGGGCGAUAACUUUUCGGCGUUCAUGCACCUGGCCGACUUCGACGAGAAACUGAUCACCAACAACAUUUGGGUCGAAUCGUCGCAUAUCGAGCAACGCCUGACCGAUCUCACCGACCACAUCUCCAGCGUCAUUCAGAAGUAUCUCCGCAGCGAGUUCCGCUCGAUUCAGCAAUACAACGAACAGGCCGGCGAAGUGGCCGAGCCAUAUCGUGUGUUGGUGGUCGCGAACUUCCCGGCCCAUUUCACCGAGUCGUCGGCGCGUCGAUUGGUGAGCAUUGCCAACAGUGGAGCGCGAUGCGGUGUGUUCACGCUCAUCAGCGUCGACACUAAACAAAAGAUGCCACACAAUUUUUCCCUCGAAGACCUGCAAUCGCAGGCCACCUCCCUGGUGUGGGAUGGUCAACGGUUUAUCUGGCCCGAGCGGAAGCUCGAGGAAUUGCCGCUGAAACUCGACACUCCGCCCGAACCCGAGAAGAUGGUUCAGCUCAUUCGCACCGCGGGUGAGGUGGCCGAGAAAGCCGGCCGUGUUGAAGUGCCCUUCGACGUGGUCACGCCCAGCGAGGGCAAUCUCUGGUCGCUCGAUGCACGCGGCGGAAUCGAUGUCCCGCUCGGUCGGGCUGGCGCUGCAAAGCUUCAACACUUGCGUCUGGGGCAAGGUACCUCGCAGCAUGUGUUGAUUGCCGGUAAGACCGGCUCGGGUAAGUCGACACUGCUGCACGCCCUGAUCACCAAUGCGGCCCUUUACUACAGCCCUGAUGAAGUUGAACUCUACCUGGUCGACUUCAAGAAGGGGGUCGAGUUCAAAGCGUACGCCACGAAUAAGUUGCCUCACGCCCGGGUGAUCGCCAUUGAAAGCGAACGGGAGUUCGGUCUGAGUGUGCUGCAACGACUCGGCGCCGAAUUGCAGAAGCGUGGCGACCGCUUCCGCGACUUAGGCGUGCAAGAUCUGAAAUCAUUCCGAGGUGCCCGCCCCGAUGAGCGGAUACCGCGGAUUAUGCUGAUCGUCGACGAGUUCCAGGAACUGUUCGUCGAAGACGACCGUCUCGCCCAAGAGGCCUCGCUGCUGCUCGAUCGACUGGUUCGCCAAGGUCGAGCGUUUGGCAUCCACGUGUUGCUCGGUUCGCAAACUUUGGCCGGCGCCUACUCACUUGCUCGCAGCACCCUUGGCCAGAUGGCUGUGCGAAUUGCCUUACAGUGCAGCGAUGCCGACGCGCAUCUCAUCUUGAGCGAAGACAACACGGCCGCCCGCUUGCUGGGGCGGCCCGGCGAAGCGAUUUACAACGACGCCAACGGGCUAUUCGAGGGUAAUCACCCCUUCCAGGUUGUUUGGCUUUCGGACGAGCGUCGCGAUCAUUAUCUGCACCGCAUUCGCGAAAUGGCGGACGCGGCAUCUGGUGAAGAGUUACCCAGGGUGGUGUUCGAAGGAAAUGUUCCAGCAGACAUUACUCGCAACACUGAUAUGCAGUCGAUGUUCGACGGAUCGCCGUCCGCGACCCCGAGUACCUCGCUCACGGCCUGGUUGGGCGAUGCGGUGGCGAUUAAAGACCCCACGGCCGUGGAAUUCUCCCGCCAAGGUGGAACCAACCUGCUCGUCGUGGGGCAACAAUCCGAGGCUGCACUCGGUUUGAUGACGGCCUCACUCUUCGCACUUGCAGCCCAGCAGCCGCCGGAGUUGCCCGAUGAUCAGGCUCAUGCGCAGUUUUACAUUCUGGAUGGAAGCCGCCCCGAGACGGCCGAAGCAUCGGACAUGUGGCGAUCCUUCGCUGAAGUGUUUCCGCACCGCACAAGUGUCGUCAGCCCGCGGGAGUGCAAGAAUGCCAUUGCUGAAGUGACUGAGAUUUUGAAGCAGCGGCAAGACUCAGGCGAGGAAGGUGGUCCACCGAUCUUCGUCACGAUCUUCGACCUGGCUCGAUUCCGCGAUCUGCGCCGCGACGAAGAUGAUUUCAGCUUCUCCGGGAUGGGCGACGACAAGCCCGCGAGUGCUUCGAAGCAACUUGGCGAAAUCCUUCGCGAGGGUCCCCCACUGGGAAUUCAUGUGCUCUUGUGGUGCGACUCGUACAACAACCUCAGUCGUUGGGUUGAUCGCGGUGCUCUUCGCGACUUCGAAUACCUGGUGGCCUUCCAGAUGAGUGCGAAUGACUCGAGCAACCUAAUCGAUUCGCCGGCCGCCAGCCGACUGGGUAUUCACCGCGGGUUGCUCGCCGACUUGACUCAGGGACGGCUCGAGAAGUUCCGCCCCUAUGGCUUGCCCACCAGGGAAUGGAUGGAAGCUCGCGCGGAGCAGAUCAAUUCCCAGCGUCAGCAAGCGGCCGAUUGA